Messenger RNA from Pediculus humanus corporis (human body louse), 672 nucleotides. Its product is annotated as sox17/18, putative. The transcript has 2 exons. NCBI's taxonomy places the organism in Eukaryota, Metazoa, Arthropoda, Insecta, Psocodea, Pediculidae. Bases 1 to 672 code for a protein of 223 amino acids. Gene Ontology annotation, molecular function: DNA-binding transcription factor activity, RNA polymerase II-specific; RNA polymerase II cis-regulatory region sequence-specific DNA binding. The record is from RefSeq and is a predicted model, not a curated record. Gene Ontology annotation, biological process: cell differentiation; anatomical structure morphogenesis; regulation of DNA-templated transcription.
AUGGACGAACAUUCGCAAAAUUCAGUUAACAUUGUCGCAUCGUCGAUAUCCGCAUCGUCGUUGCCCUAUUCCCACCUGUAUCCGAGUAGCAGAACUCCGUACGAUUUGCCUCAUCAACAACAGUUGCCGCCUCAUCAGCAACAUCAUCAGGCAUCUCUCGCUCGUCCGACGUAUGCGGAACACAACGCGAGUUCGAGAACAUCUUUCGACGUCGUUCAAAACUCUCGAACUUUCGAUAUAUCGUCGACGUAUCCAAUGAAUGAUCUCGGUCGGUAUUCGUCUUCGGACGAUGGAAAUAACAGAUAUCAAAACGAUUUCGAUUAUCGUUGCGAAGAAAACACGCGUAUUAGCGAUGGGAAUCAAAGAAUGACGGGUGACGAAUAUUGGGUGGGAGGGAAUUCUUCUGCCACGAAUUUAACAAACGGACCCAUUGAAAAUAGACUCGGGUAUUUUGGACACGUGACGGAUGUUAAACCCUCGGGUAUUAAUCAGGGGAAAAUGAUUAAGGAAGCGAGGAUUCGAAGGCCCAUGAACGCUUUCAUGGUUUGGGCAAAAGUCGAAAGGAAAAAAUUGGCGGAUGAAAAUCCAGAUCUCCAUAAUGCGGAUUUAUCCAAAAUGUUGGCCAUUACCGUGUCUCGCGAUAGUUCGGACGGAGUUUAUCGUUUAAUUUAA